This is a messenger RNA of Drosophila sulfurigaster albostrigata, 1989 nucleotides long. It is a transcript of the gene Tfb4, whose product is annotated as general transcription factor IIH subunit 3. Gene Ontology annotation, biological process: regulation of DNA-templated transcription; nucleotide-excision repair. Lineage: Eukaryota; Metazoa; Arthropoda; Insecta; Diptera; Drosophilidae. The coding region runs from base 183 to 1082 and encodes 299 amino acids. Gene Ontology annotation, cellular component: transcription factor TFIIH holo complex; transcription factor TFIIH core complex. The record is from RefSeq and is a predicted model, not a curated record. The transcript is spliced from 5 exons.
UUAAAACAAUAGUAUGAUGGCUAAUUCGAAUAGCCCUGUUAAAUUUUUUUUUAAUGUGUAGAGUAAAAUAAUUAAGAAUAUAUAGCAACAGCAGUGACAUCUGGCAGUAAUUGCUUAAAUCGACUGCAACCUUAUUAUUUUAUUGCACCUUGAAGUCAUAACGCUUUGUUUUGCCGGUAAAAAUGGACGCAGCUGACAAAGCGACGAGCACUGAAACUGAGGCCAGCAUUGAUCUGCUGGUCGUGGUGUUGGACACAAAUCCAUCGCAACACGUUGUGCGCCAGAAUCCGCAAAAUCUCACCCAGAUUCUGGAGGCUGUCAUCGCCUUUGGCAAUGCGCAUCUCAUGCAAAAGGCUCAAAACAAAUUGGCGGUCUUAUCCUGCUCACAUCAUGCCACUGAUUUUCUCUAUCCAUUGCCCGGUCGCCAAGUAGAGCUGCGUCAGGUUGAUGGUCAGUACGAAGUAUUCAGUUUGGUAGAAAAGACCGUCAAGCAACAGUUGGGUAGCAUUCUUAUGAAUGCGCCACGCUUGAGUUCUCCCUGCGAGAGCUUGUUGGCGGGCAGCAUGUCCAUGGCCCUUUGCUACAUAUCCAGACUGCAACGCAAUAUUGGCGCUGGAGUCAAGAUGCACUCGCGCAUCUUGGUCAUAACAGGCAGCAAUGAAUGCGCCUCCCAAUACAUGACCUACAUGAAUGUCUUCUUCACCGCCCAAAAGCUCAACAUUGUCAUUGAUACUUGCGCCUUGGACAAGACGCUCAGUUUGUUGCAGCAGGGCUGCGAUAUUACCAAUGGACAGUUCCUAAAGGUGACACAGCUCGAUGGCUUGUUGCAGUAUCUGUUGUGGGUUUUCUUGCCCUCCCCGCAAAUGCGUCACAAAAUGGUUUUGCCACCGCCGCCAAAAGUCGAUUAUCGUGCCUCGUGUUUCUGCCAUCGCGAGCUCAUCGACAUCGGCUACGUGUGCUCCGUCUGCUUGAGUGUCUUCUGCAAGUAUAGUCCCAUCUGCACCACAUGCCACACCAUCUUUAAAAUGCCUGGGCCGUUGCCCAUUAGACCCAAAAAGAAAAAGAAGCCGGAGAAAAUGUGAAACAACAAAACUAUUGGAUAAACGAUGUUACGUUACAUCCAAGUUUCUUAAAUUUAACACUAAGUUAGAGAGAGCUAAAAGGCACUGCUGAAGCCCAGCUCUCAUACAAUCGUAAAUAUAUAUCAUAUAUUAAAUUCAAGCUGAGACACAACGUGUUAGAGUUAAGGUUAAAUAGGAAAAGGGGUUUUUAUAGGUCCAUCCAUAAAUCGAUGUAGGUAUAUUCCUUCCAACAAAUCUUAUAAUACAUCUUAUUAAACCGGAGCAUUCAGGUUGCACUGAUUAUUUUCAUAACAGUUUAAAAGAAACAUAAAAAAACAUAACUUAUGUAUUCAUUGAAACUUGUACUUCAAAACAUUUAAUUCUAUAACGUAAUCUUUAAUUCAGAGAAGGCCUCUAGCAGUCGUUUAAACAGUUUUCGUUUCUUUAAGUAUUUCUCGUAAUUUUACUAAAGUACAUCGGGCCAAAAUUGGCUGGCAAAUAGGGAAUAACCAUUUGGCCAUACUUCAAACCCUUUGGCUGCUCAAAUUUAUAAAUAUCCCCUAAGAGCGCUGUCUGUUGACUAAGAUCCUUGAUGGUCGCUGUGAUGCCAUGCUCGGUAAAGACCUUUUGCAGUGCCAUGUGAACAACGCCAUCAUUUUGCACUGGCGACAGCGAGCAGGUGGAAUAGACUAGACUGCCGCCAGGUUUCAAGAGACGCAAGCAAUUAGCCAAGAUGCCCGCCUGGAGUUCGGGAAUGCGGAGACGCUCCUUGAUGCGCGUGGGCUUAAAGAUGUUGUUGUCCUGGUGCAUCAGCACAUGACGAUCUGUUGUGCAAGGCACAUCGACGAGUAUUUUAUCAUAGCUGUCGAACUCAUCCAAAUUGCGUGCAUCACUCUGGCUGAAGAUCAAACGCUGACCCGCCCAGCGU